ACGUCUAUUUCAAGCAGGCUCAUUAAUUGAUACAAAAACUUAUUCAGAAAUAUUAUCCGAAGUUUAUGCACCACCAAAUAUCAAGUGCAAAGAAGAGGAAGAAGAAUACAAUUGUGAAAAUUUGAAUAAUGUUACCGAUGAACAAUUAUUCGAUGAAGAAGUUCUCGAUCAGCAACGUGAACAGGAAAUUCAACGACUUACUCAAGUGAUUCGAACUGAUCAACCUAAAGAUGGAAAUGUAACUGCUAAUAUUAUUAUGCAACAAUUAAAUGAUAUGUUAGAAACAAUACGACCAACCAUCAACUAUGAUAAUAACGAUCCAAUGGUGCCAAAUGAAUUAGAAACACCUUCCAUCAUUUCAACAAUGUCACAACAUCCUUAUCCACCUGUUAAUCAAACUGGUCUUGUUCAAGAUCAUGAUCGUCCCUAUGCAGAUUAUGGUCAUCUUAAUCGACAAACAAUUGCUCAAGAAUGUCAAUUUAAUUUACAAGUACCAACAACAACAACAACAGCAACAUUGAAUAAGCCAUCUAUUCGAUUGAAUGCCAAAUCAUUUGCAAUUACUUCAUGGACAAAUGUAUCGAAAGAACUUGUAAUGAACAAAAUUAAAGAAGAAUUUGGUAUUGAAAAUAUUCAAUAUAUCUGUAUUGGUGAAGAAAUAAGUGAAUUAAAUCAUCAAAGACAUUUACAUAUACAAAUUAUUUUUAAAGAAAAAAUUGAUCGAAGAAAACCAUUUCUAGAUGAUAUAACUCAAACACAUUGUAAUUAUCAAGUCACACAAAAUGAUUGUGCUUGGAAUGAAUACAUUAAGAAAGGUGGCAAUUGCAUUGAAUUUAAUGAAUUCAAAUCAACAAAAACACGUGGAGGUGAAAAAUAUUGGCCUUCACAAACAUCAUCGUCGUCUUCCUCACAUAUGGCUUCAAAUAUAGCUGUAAAUCCAACAACAAUUACUAAUAAUCAACCAAUUACUACAUCUACUACUAUUACGAAAACAACUACGACUGUAAGAGCACAAGCGGAAGAACGACGUAAACAAAAAGAACUUAUUGCAAGACAUGCAAUUAAUUUAGCAAAAUCCAGCGUCCAUGAUUCCUUAAUACACAUGCGAGAUAAUUCUAAUGCAACGGAAUUUAUUCGAUAUGCAACAUGUUUAGAACUAUUCGAAAAAACCAAGAUCAAAAGAAGUUUGAAAGCAAUAGAUACAUGGACAAAAUCAUUUCCUCAUUGUACACCAACGUUACGUGAAGUCGUCAAUCGUUGGAUUCAAGAAGAAUUUUAUCGUACAUCACGAGCUAAAUGUUUAAUUCUAAUUGGACCAAAAGGCACCGGAAAAACAACAUUUGCUCAAUCCUUACCUGGUCAACAUAAUUAUUUCAAUGGACAUUGGCGAUUAGACAAUUGGAAUGAUUCCGCUAGUUAUUUAAUUUUUGAUGAUAUUCCUUGGGAUCAAUUUGAAGAAUUAGGUUUUCCUUUUAAAAAAUACUUACUCACACAAAAUGGUAUUACUAUUGCCACAGAUACGAAUACAGAAAUUAUUGAAAUUGAUGUUGCACAACCAGCGAUUGUUCUUCUAGAACCAGGUCAAUCUGAAGGUGCAUUAGGACGCCAACCACUCACAUACGAAGAUGAAUGUGAAGCUACAUUUUGGCAACAACGCGCCAUUAUUUAUCGAAUGGGUCCCAAUGAAUUCUUUCAUAAACCAAGGGAUGAUCAACAUAAUUUGGACAAUUAA
This is a messenger RNA of Rotaria sp. Silwood1, 1732 nucleotides long. The record is from the annotation of a GenBank genome assembly. Lineage: Eukaryota; Metazoa; Rotifera; Eurotatoria; Philodinida; Philodinidae.